Molecule: messenger RNA, 2487 nt
Organism: Daucus carota subsp. sativus
Lineage: Eukaryota; Viridiplantae; Streptophyta; Magnoliopsida; Apiales; Apiaceae
Exons: 8
Coding region: 149-2362 (737 amino acids)
Biological process (GO): attachment of GPI anchor to protein
Cellular component (GO): GPI-anchor transamidase complex; membrane
Source: RefSeq, a predicted model, not a curated record
CCCAAUCUGUAAUCUCCGGAACUGCACAAAGUAAAAUCGAACUGUAUUUAGCAACACCCAGCUUAGCUAGGUGAUCCCGCUGCUCAAAAGCGUCUUCGCUCUCUUCCCCAAUCACUUCCCUCUCUGCAGCACCUUAAAGACAGAAAAGAUGAGUGGAACUGGAGAGAAAGGAUCAGCGACCACCAAAACUCCAGCUGACUUCCUUAAAUCGAUCCGGGGAAGACCAGUUGUGGUCAAAUUGAAUUCUGGAGUUGAUUAUCGAGGCAGAGUGAAACCACGCCCAAUUAUCCGUAUUGGAUUGUUCAUCAUCUCUCACAGCACCCUUGUCAGUAUUGUGUGCUGUGUAACAGGGGUUUUGGCCCUCUUGUUGUUGCCUGUUCUCGCCAAGUCUACUUACUUUUCUGAGAAUGCCCUUAUGCCAGGUUCUGCAAAGUCCAUGCUAUCUGGGAAGAAUGUUGUAGAAGCUAAUAGAUUUGUCAAAGAACUAAGUAGCCUGGGUUUGAAACCUCCAAGCACAGGCAUAGAAAUUCCAAAAUUGAUAGCAAGGCGUAUGGCAGAUUUGGGUGGUGAAGUUAGUUAUCACAACUUCCAUCCUCAAUCCAAAUAUUUUCAUCCCCUCCAUUUCUUUUCCAGCCCUGAUCCUGAAAUGGUUAGAGCAAACUAUAGUUGUUCAUCAUAUGGUGUUAAUAUUGUUGGCAUUGCCAGAGCUCCACGCAGCGAUGGAAAGGAAGCUAUUGUCUUGGUAACACCUUACAAUUCUACAAAUAUUAGUUUGGGCGAGGCUAUGUCACUGGGCAUUGCAUAUUCAGCUUUUUCAUUAUUUACUCAAGUAAGUUGGCUAGCUAAGGAUAUUAUAUGGGUUGCUGCUGAUUCAAGGCAUGGUGAAUAUGAUUCAAUUGUUUCUUGGCUAAGAGACUAUCACUCUCCUUCAUUCGGUGGUUUGGAGAAGCUAAAUGCCAAGGUGUGUCGUGAGAGUCUCGUCACCGGAAGUGAAGUGUCUGACAGUUUCCUGCGGGGUGGGACAAUGGCAGCCGCCCUAGUCAUCAAGGUUGCAGACGAAAGUGAAUUGUUUGACAAGGAUGCACUGAGCAUCUAUGCUGAGGCCUCCAAUGGGCAAAUGCCGAACCUAGACCUUAUUAAUGUUGUGAAUUAUUUGGCAGUACAUGGGCAAAGUUUUUAUGUGAAGGUGGAUAAAUUGCCAUCUUUGCUGAGAUCCAAGUGGUUGAAGGUUCUUGGUAAAGUAAUUGAAUCGCUAGGAAAAAUUGCCAGAAAUUUGAAUCCUCAAUGGAAAUUUGGUAUCCCUGUUUCAGAAUAUGUUGAAGGCACUGCCACACUUGCUAGUUCACUGUAUAAUCAGGCUUUAGGUGUUCCAACCGGUCUUCACGGUGCUUUUCGCGAUUACCAAGUUGAUGCAGUGACUUUGGAUAUUCUGCCUAAGAGGAGUUCUUACCAUAAAGCCAGGCGCAGUGAGUUUCUUUUGCAUGGUGCCAGGUUAGUUGAAGGAAUCACACGGUCUGUAAAUAACCUCCUGGAGAAGUUUCAUCAGUCCUUCUUUUUGUACCUUUUGACAUCUCCUAGUAAAUUUGUGUCAGUUGGCGUCUACAUGAUUGCUUUUCUGCUGCUAAUUGCACCCCUUCCUGUAGUUGCUGCUUCUCUCUAUUCUGAUGCGCACAAAUGUUGUCCUGAAUUAAAGAACAAAGAAGUAACUUCUAUGGACUUUGUUGUUGAGCGUACCUUAAAUUCUAAAUCAUGGAGAUGGCUUUAUGCAGCAAAAACAGUAUUCGUCAUCCACUUGUGGGGUUUUGUUGUUACAGUGCUUCCCUUCUUUAUGUCUCAGAUCCCUGGUUGUUCAUCAACAACCAGCUUGCUAAUCUGGAUUGCAUCUUCUGGUUUCAGUCUUAUUCUCAUGCAUGUACUUCUUGGCUCGCCUUUUCUAACAAAUAGCGUACCUCAGUCUGAGGGAAAAGAAUGGCUUCUUCUGAAGUCGGUAACCAUUACAGCUGCAUUUAUAGGAUUAUGCUUAAUGUCUGUCAUUAACUUUGCAACGGCAGAAAUCGGAGCUCUUCUGACAGUCCCCAUCUGUUUGAUGGCUAGACCACUAAAGCGAGAUCUUAAGGUUCGCUCAACAAAAGCAUUUGCCCGGGCUGCUUUAAAUUUGUUUCUGCUACAUAUUGGAUUUCCAGUGGCUGCAUAUUUUCUAGUGAAAGGUGCAUUUGAAGGUUUUGACAACAUUAGUAUAGGUGAUUUCUGGUACUGGGUGGAGUCUCUGUGGGUAUGGAACAGUGCCACAUACAUAUACAUAUGUAUGGCAUAUACUCCUUGCUGGGUUUUAUGUAUUCACAUUUUACUACAUCCUUGUUAACUAGUUUUGCUUUCAAUCUGUACUUUUGUUGUACCACUAAAUCAAAAACCAUUGACACUCAUGUUUAGUAACAAUUCCUAGUUCCGCUCUCAUAUUUCCAUAUACAAAUGUUUGUUGUUCGGCCA